GACGUAGCAGUCUUUGCUUAUGAACAUUGACCAAAACGUACACGGAACUUGGCUACAAGACUUUGAUGGCCGAUUGACGCAACAACCCCGAGAGUCGGCCGAUCGUACAGGCAGUCCGAAAGCUGCUUUAGCCCCUGCCCGCGGCGGGAAAGUUCAAAAAACCAACGCGCUCGCGUGCGCGCGUGAAAAUUGCGCCGAUUUUCGAGCGUUUUUGGUGGGUUUGUCGGUCUAUUUCGGUCGCAAGCUAUUUCGGCGCGAGUGAUGCCACACUUCAGCAGCGCCAACGCCGCCGGCACCACCAGCGAGCUCAUCCGGCUUUGGCGCAGUCGUCUCAAAGCAUCGCCCGCCAAACACCACGACAACCCUCCAUUACCACCACCACCACCACCACCACCACCACCACCACCACCACCACCACAACCACCACUACCACGACUCGCUACCAUACCACCACCACCACCGGCCGAAGGCGUCCUGUCGCAACGAUCAAAAAUGUCGGAGGCACAAGACUCAUCUCGUGUGUCGGAGCGCAGACAAAGUAGCGACGCCGGAAUCACAAGACAAAAAAGCGAGAUUGACGAGGAAAUGGACAACGCGAAGCAGAGAGAUGCUGCGUCAACUCCAAAAUCAGAAAGCCAGCAAACGGAGUUGCCAGCGGCGGCUUUGGCGUCGGCGCAGCAACGACCGCAGCAGCAGCCGCAGCAGCAGCAGCAGCAGCAGCAGCAGCAGCAGCAGCGAGCGUCAGUGGGUGAGUGCAACAAUUUGCUACCAGCGUUAGUCGAGCGUCUGCGUUCGGCCCUCGAGCUUUCGUGCUCGGCGAGUCCGAGCUGCAGCGAGGACAACAACCAGCUUUUGAGCCUCGAGGAUUCCGGAGUCGACUCCGAGGAGGACCUGCGCCUCCGGAGCACGCUCAACGAGCAGCAGCGGCAGCAACAGCAGGCGGCGCUGCGCAAGCCCAAGCUCGAUCUCAAGUUCCUCGAGGACAUACUGCUGGCGGACAUCCACACGGCACUCGCCACCCUGCAAGACACUCUCAAGCGGGUGGACGUCAACACGCUGACCAGAUACAACGCCAGUCUGGACUCGUCGAACAAGCUCCACUUGCUGAGACUCAUCUCGAACCUGUUGGCCAAGCUCAAGGUCCCCGAGGAGCUCGAGCGCCGGCAAGUCAGCCCGGCGGACGGCUUCCGGAGGCGCAAAGUCGAUCGCCACACGAUCGGCGUGUCGGCCGACGAGAUCGCGCGCGCGAGGCUCUGGCUGGACGACAGCUCGUGCGAGUCCUCGCCCAAGAUCGUCCUCGAGCGGACGCCGGCGGCGCGCGACGCCGCGGAGAGGACCGUCGAGGGCGCGCCCAGCGCGAGCGAGCCGCCGAGCCCCAUGAGCAACAGCACCUUCAACGACAAGUGCAUGAAGGACGCGAUCAAUCAGCAGCAGUCGUUGCAGAGCAAAAAGGACAGCGCUUGCCGAAGGUUCGACGGUCUGUGCAAGGACGACCUCGAGUUGAGCGAGAGCAGGGAGCGCAGGUCGUCGGCGUUCUGCCCCAGGUACAACAAGUUCACGGCCAAGAAGUGCAAGAUCAAGCGAGCCAACACCAUCGAUAUACCGAAUUACCUGCAGCUGAAGAGCGACGGCACGGAGCAAGUGCGUAACGGGUGCUUCGCACUGAGGAGGCCCAUCGACGUGAGCGAUCGCGUCAACGUCAGCGGCGCCAAGAAGGCCGUGCCGCUGUUCGAGCCCAAGACCGACAACGACCGCAAGUUUCUAGCGCUGAUCAACAAGAACAACACUGACGCCAACGCGAGCAACGCCGCCGGCCCCUUCGGGACUUUCGGCUGCCGCAAUCCGGCCUCGGUCGCUGACAAGAACUGGCAGAAUCGCUUCUCCAGCAUCAAGACCAACUUCGACAAGCAGCCGCGCGACGCCGACGGCGAGGCGCAGCCCGCGCGCAAAACCGGCGUCGUCGACGUGCGCCAAAAGUUCGAGACGCCGCACGGCCCGGCGAGGCAGCAGCAGAGCAGCUUCACCCACGCGCCCACGUCGCCCUUCCAGAAGAUCGAGAGAUCGGCCGCUCCCGCCAAGAUGGACUCGGCUCUGCCGAAACCAGGUUACGCGCCCAAGACGAGCGCGCUGCAGGCCAAGCUAAAAAUAUUCGACCACGAGGCCAAAAAUAAGCCCGCGGAGCCGUCAAGGAAGCUCGCCGCCGCCGCCGCCGCCGCCGCGCCCGCGCCCGCGGCGCCUCAACCACCGGCGGCGGCGCCGCCGCUGGACAAUAGCUACUACUCGUUCUGCAGGCAAUUCGCGCCGUUCGCCAGUGGCAAGCAGGACGGCCAGUCGAGCGUCGGCGCGGCCAAGUGCAAGUUGCUGACGAGUCUCGCGAGGGCGCCGAACAAGACGGACGCGGCCGCGCACGACAGAGCGAGAGAGCCGAGCAAGGCCUUCCCGGCGAAGCAGCAUCGCGGGGAUUACCGCCGCGACUUCGCCAAGCAGUAUUCCUAUCGCAAGCCGUACGACGGCUACGCGGACGAUUGUCGGCAGCUCGACGCGCAGAGCAACGAGCGCCCCAAGCCCGAGGGCAGGCUCGAAGCGCCGACGCAGAGCGUCGCGGUACAGACCAGCAACGAGUCGGCCGACGCGAGGCCGUCGGAGCCAGAGCCGCGGACGCCGAGGAAGCAGCGCAGCAACGUCUCCGUGCAGACCGCCAGUCCGAGCCUCGCUCCUGCGACGGCGCACGGCGACGACAGCCCGAGUCGGGUGUCACCGAUGCCGCCGCAAGCGGCAGCGAGCGCGAGUGUCGCGUCGCCGAUGCCCUGUCCGCCGCCAAUGUACAAGCCAAGUUACGAGCAGAACGCACCACCGAACUACCACAACCCCGGCUACCUGUCGGAUCAGAAUUAUUACGCGACCGAUAACGGCCUCGCCUAUCCGCCGUAUCGGAAGCCACUCGCCCAACCUCAACAACCUCCUUUGCGGCCGCUGAUCGCUGAUUCUCAAGCCCUCGUCCGGCCGAUUUCGAACGACUCUCGCCGCCCCACCGAAUCGGCUCAGCCGGCAACUCAUCUGCCCAUUUGUCAGAAGCUCUACAACGAAUUCAGUAAGCUUCCGGACCCUCAACCACUUCGGGAUUACAGCAAAACUGACGCCGUACCUUUCGCGGCCUACGAGAACAAGGUGGAUACUCUGAAACCGAUCGUCGACGUUUACGAGGAGAAAGCAUUAUCGGACGUUGCCGAAGAACACAUCGAGAACCAAGAGCUAAGUUCCGAUGGAAUUGUCACUCGUUACACCAGUGCCAUAGCCACCGUGUCGUCGAUGCCAGAUAGCCCGGAGCCCACGACCUACGAUCCCGUAGUGACGCGCAUCAAGGAAGCUCAGCCGCGACACUUUGCCGAGACGACUACUAUUCCCGUACCUAAUACCGAACGAAAAAAUGUCUCGCCCCUCGACGAGAUUCAGCGUCACAAUAUGCUUCAACAGACUCUCAUUCGCCGUAUGCAGAACGAGCAACAGCAGCAGCAGCAGCAGCAGCAUGUUGCUGAUAAAAUACCAACCAGAAGAUUCUCCCAGGAGAUUACAAUUAGAAAAGACAACCUGUCGCUCAGUCCCACCCAAGUUGGUAGAGUUUGUGCUCUGAAAGCUCUGAACGAGAGUCACAAAGCUCAAGAGAAGAUCCACAUGUUCGAGGAGAAGAGGUUCAAUAGUAAACAGGUGUUCCGACCGGUGAACAUGCCGUCCAAGUUGAAUUCGCCAGCGCCGACAAUACAGAACGAACGAUCGCCGAUCAGGAGUCCUGUCGACUCGAGCGACGAGUACCUGAUGUCUUGCGCCAACAAACCAACCAGAAACAUCGUUUUGUCCAAGUCCGAGUCGUGGCAUCAGUUAGCAUUGGCGAACAAGGGAGGACUACAACUGCCGCAGCCAAGCCCGCAGAAACCGCCGAAACCGAAGUCGCCGAUGAGAUUUACGAAGCAGUUCGAGGCUCCGGCCGCGUCGGACAAUAUGCGCAAAAUGGAAGAGAAGGUUCAGCAAUAUUUCCAGAGCAGCGCUGGCCAGGGAGAGGCCAAACAGACCAAAUCGAAAAGCAGUCGCAACUUGCAGUCGAAGAAAGCGAGCAACAGCUUGAUGAGGAGCCACACGAUGCCACACCUGUACGACGAUCGUCUGUUCGACGACGCUGUCGACGUUGACCAAGCCUUCGACAGUAUCUUCAAAGAGGCGACUCGCACUGACAAUCGUCUCUGA
Phymastichus coffea is the source of this 4239-nucleotide messenger RNA. RefSeq lists its product as uncharacterized. NCBI's taxonomy places the organism in Eukaryota, Metazoa, Arthropoda, Insecta, Hymenoptera, Eulophidae. The record is from RefSeq and is a predicted model, not a curated record. The coding region runs from base 262 to 4239 and encodes 1325 amino acids. The transcript is spliced from 4 exons.